This is a messenger RNA of Didymodactylos carnosus, 735 nucleotides long. NCBI's taxonomy places the organism in Eukaryota, Metazoa, Rotifera, Eurotatoria, Philodinida, Philodinidae. The record is from the annotation of a GenBank genome assembly.
AUGAAUAAUUCCACGACAUUACCAACAGUGUUAACUGGUAGUACACUAGAAACAGUUGUUUGGUGUUUUUUUAUGCCCACUAUUCAUGCAUUUAGUCUACUUAGUAAUGUAUUAUGUAUUAUUGUUUUCUUUUCAAAAACAUUUAUUCAUAAACCGAUUGCCAUUUACUUUAUCGUUCUUCUUAUAUCCGAUUCUUUUACAUUAGUGAUUGGUUACUUUGAAAUGUUAGAAAGAGAAAAACAAAUGUUAAAUGGAAAAUUAUGUAUUCUAAAUCGAUCUGUAAUUAAAAUUGUCUCGGAUUAUAUGUUCAAUAUGGCCAGACGUAUAUGUGUUGAAUGGUUACUCUAUAAAGUACUAUGGGCACGUGUAUCUACAAUUUUAUUAGCCGUAUUAUCCAUGCAACGAUCGCGGACAUUUUUUUCAUUAUCUUAUCGUGAAACACGUUUAUGUGCUGUAUUUGCUGUAUUUUUAUCAGUCUUGGUGGCAUUUGUUAUUACCUGUUUUGAAUGGAUGAAUUUUUUUUGUUCAAAACCUGAAAAUUCAUUGUUUUAUGCUCAAUUAUUUGGAGCAAUUAUUGAAAAUCCAUUAACAAGACAAGAAUUGUUAAAAACAUUUGAAUUGCCUUUAAAUGGUGAAUAUCAAUGUUUAGAAUCAGCAAUUAGUUAUUUUGAAAAUGAUACAAUAGUUUCUCAGCGAUUAUUUGAUGUACAGGUAAGAAAACGAAUUUUUUUAUAG